CAUUAAGUUUCAAAAUCCACUUAUUUUUACUUAAACAAGUUGGUGUUAUGAUUAGGAGAAAAAAAAGAAAAGUAUUUGAAGGAUAUAUCCUAGCUAAGGAGAUGUAUCAUUGAAGAAUAAAUAAAGUGUUUUUCAUCUUAAAGACCUUGGUCUUUAAAAACUUGGAGAGAAGAAACAAAGCACUAAGUUUGCAAGAAAUAGCCAAUUUAUAAUAAGAUGACUACUGCAAGGUUCAUCAAAUGUGUGACUGUUGGUGAUGGAGCUGUUGGUAAAACUUGUAUGCUAAUUUCCUACACUAGUAAUACUUUUCCUACGGAUUAUGUUCCAACGGUGUUCGACAAUUUCAGUGCAAAUGUGGUGGUGGAUGGCAGCACCGUUAACCUUGGCCUGUGGGAUACUGCAGGACAAGAAGACUAUAACAGGCUAAGGCCAUUAAGUUAUAGAGGAGCUGAUGUCUUUUUGCUUGCUUUUUCUCUUAUAAGCAAGGCAAGCUAUGAGAACAUUUACAAAAAGUGGAUCCCUGAGUUGAGGCACUAUGCUCCUACUAUACAAAUUGUUCUAGUGGGAACUAAACUAGACUUGAGGGAAGAUAAGCAAUAUUUAAGUGAUCAUCCAGGGGCUACUCCUAUAUCAACCGCCCAGGGAGAAGAGUUGAAAAAGAUGAUAGGAGCAGUUGCCUACAUUGAGUGCAGCUCCAAGACUCAGCAGAACGUGAAAGCUGUAUUUGAUACUGCAAUUAAGGUAGCAUUGCGACCCCCUAAGGUGAAGAAAAGACCACAAAAACGAAGGACAUUAUGUGCCAUUCUUUGAUUAUUAAUAUGCAUCUUUGAAUAUUAUUCAAUUAUAUUCUUUUCAUUUUGUAACAGUAUAAGAGAAGAAAAGCCUCACUUUGUAAUUUUCCUUUUUUUAUUAUUUAGCUGUUGGGUCAAGUAUUGAAGUAAAGUUCCCCUUUUAGGCAUAAUAAAAUCUUGUCAUAGUA
Molecule: messenger RNA, 979 nt
Organism: Capsicum annuum
Lineage: Eukaryota; Viridiplantae; Streptophyta; Magnoliopsida; Solanales; Solanaceae
Product: rac-like GTP-binding protein RAC13
Exons: 7
Coding region: 217-810 (197 amino acids)
Biological process (GO): actin filament organization; small GTPase-mediated signal transduction; regulation of actin cytoskeleton organization
Cellular component (GO): cell projection; cell cortex; cytoplasmic vesicle
Molecular function (GO): GTPase activity; GTP binding; protein kinase binding
Source: RefSeq, a predicted model, not a curated record